Messenger RNA from Rhizopus microsporus ATCC 52813, 1117 nucleotides. RefSeq lists its product as uncharacterized. The transcript is spliced from 5 exons. Lineage: Eukaryota; Fungi; Mucoromycota; Mucoromycetes; Mucorales; Rhizopodaceae. The record is from RefSeq and is a predicted model, not a curated record. The coding region runs from base 183 to 1064 and encodes 293 amino acids.
UGUCCACUUUAGAAAAAUCCCCUCUACUUCCUUAUACCGAACAAGACGGUCCCUGUAGGCGACAAGAUUGUCAAAAGAAACUGGGACGCGCCAAGCGAUGGUCUUUUUUCUCUGCCUUUGCCGUUCUGGCCAUGUUUUUGAUGUUUUCCCACUGUGAUAAGAGACACCAUGGCGAAUCCAAGAUGACGGCACUACAUGCUGAUACUGUUGACUUAUUGAGUACCUGUCAAUCGGAGCCUUCUAUCCCUUAUAAAGGAAUUCAUAAUUUCAACUUUGAGCCUGAACAGUAUUCAAACCUUGAGAUCAAGUACGAAACAAGAGAAGAUGCCAAACUAUUGAGUAUCAAAAGAGGUACGACUGUGGUUGUGGAAGAUAAGGAUACGUCAGAUAUAUCUGUUGAUAUUGACGUCAAGUUGAGUGAUGAUGAACUACAAGAUACAUUCUUUAUCAACCAGACUACUCUUAAUGAUAAGUUUAUCAUUCACCUUGGAAAUGACGAGCCUACAUCAAAUCAGAGCUGUGCCACUAUUAACAUCGUCAUCAAGGUUCCUCAUGCAUCUGCCUUAAAGGGCCUUGACAUUGGAUUGAUCAACAACGAUUAUACAUUUGACAAAGAAGGCCUUGUCUUUGAACAUCUUCAGCUAAAUGUGGUCUCAGGCGACUUUAAUCUUCAAAAGAGCUUCACUUCUGGUUCAACCAAGAUUGCCGGUAUCAAUUCCAAUGUUAAAAGUUCAAUUCAUUCAUUAUCCGGAGACCUCGUAGUCACCGUAAUUAAUGGCCGAAUCAAUGCAAACGUGAAUGAAAUAACAACAUCUGCUAACACCUUAAAGUUGGAUGCCAUUAACGGUGCUAUUGAUGUACAGUUGCCCACUGACUUUGAAAGUCAGUUCAAGCUCGAUAAUAUGAAUGGAAGACGUACGGUCAAAAGCAGCAAACCUGAUCAACUUCAUAUCACCAAACGCUCAUUUGGUAAACUCGAAGGAUACAAUGGUCGUGAUAGCGCACAUCAUUUUGUAUCACUUUCUACCUUGAAUGGCCCGCUUUCACUAAAGUACAUUUUGUAAUAAUAAAAAAGGAAAUAAAGCUCUAUUCAAUCUCCCUCUUUUUUUUUUUUUUU